AGCCCAGCCUUCUGGACACAGGUCCUAAGGCUCUGAUCUGGCCCUUGCCCCCAUCCCAGUUUGUUCCGCUGCCCCGCCCCACCCCCACUCCACCCCCGUUGCCAUGCUCCAGCCUCACCAUCUCCCACUGUGCCACGAGCCUCUCCUCCGCCCUCAGUUCUCAGUGCCUCCUCUGUGGCACUGUGGCCACUGCUCCCCUCUUUCAAAGCUUACGUUGACGCCUCAUGGGACAUGAUCAGAGCCCCACCUGGUUCCUGUCAUUCUCAGCACCCGGCACUCCGUGACUGUUGAGAUGCACAAAUGCCUUCGUCUGGAUGCAGUUUCCUAAGGAAAGAAAACCUGACACCUGGCACCUGAGGCAUGGGGGGUAAAAAGGAGCCAUUUCCAACUAUGCCCCUGCAGGUGCCAUGACUCAGCAGCCCCAGGAGGGCUUCGACAGGAGCAUGGAAGACGCCCUGGCGUGGAUGAAGGCCGUGCAGCAGCGCCUGCAGAUCAACGACAACACCCAGGGGCCCCGCGCCGCCCUGGAGGCCAGGCUGCGAGAGACCGAGAAAAUAUGCCAGCUGGAGCCAGAGGGACGUGUGAAGGUGGACCUGGUGCUCCGGGCGGCUGAAGUGCUCCUGGCAUGCUGCCAUGAGGACCAGAAGCCCGAGAUCCUGGCCCGGCUGAGGGACAUCAAGGCCCUAUGGGAGGAGACAGUCACCUACAUGACUCACUGUCACAGCCGCAUCGAGUGGGUGUGGCUGCACUGGAGUGAAUACCUUCUGGCCCGAGACGAGUUCUACCGCUGGUUCCAGAAGAUGACGGUGGUGCUGGAGUGCCCCGUGGAGCUGCAGCUGGGCCUGAAGGAGAAGCAGUGGCAGCUGAGCCAUGCGCAGGUGCUGCUGCACAAUGCGGCCAGCCAGGCCGUGCUCCUGGACCGACUGCUGGAGGAGGCAGCCUCCCUGUUCAACAGGAUCGGGGACCCCAGUGUGGACGAAGACGCCCAGAAGAAGAUGAGGGCCGAGUACGACGCUGUGAAGGCCAAAGCCCAGGACAGAGUGGACCUGCUGGAGCGGGUGACCCGGGAGCAUGAGCAUUUCCAGGCAGAGGUGGACGAGUUCCAGCUGUGGCUGAAGGCGGUGGUGGAGAAGGCGGACAGCUGCAUGGGGCGGAACUGCAAGCUGCCCCCCAAGCAGCGUCUCUCCGCACUGCAGGACAUCGCCAAAGAUUUUCCCAGGCGUGAGGAGUCUUUGAAGAGGCUGGAGGAACAGGCUGUGGGGGUCAUCCAGAAUACCUCUCCCUGGGGUGCAGAGAAGAUCACUGAAGAACUGGAGGAGAUGCGGAAAGUUCUGGAGAAGUUGCGGGUGCUCUGGGAGGAGGAGGAGGCGCGGCUGCGGGACCUGCUCAAGUCCAAGGGAGCCUUUGAGCGGCAGAAGAGGCAGCUGGAGGCCGAGGUGGGAGAGUUCAGGAAGGGCCUUCAGAGGCUGGCUGAGGAGGGCCUGGAGCCCACGGCGAAAGUGGGGACUGAGGACGAGCUGGUGGCCCGCUGGAGACUCUACUCGGCAACUCGGGCCGCGCUGGCUGCAGAGGAGCCACGGGUGGACCGGCUGCAGGCCCAGCUGAAGGAGCUGAUCUUCUUACCCCACGACCUCCAGCUGCUCCCCGAGAGCGUUGUUGCUGCCAUCCAGGAGUACCAGAGCAUGAAGGGGAGGAGCACCAGGCUGCGCAACAACACGGGGGUGGAGCUGUGGCAGCGUUUCCAGCGGCCUCUGCAGGAUCUGCAGCUGUGGAAGGCCCUGGCCCAGAGGCUCCUGGAUGUCACGGCCAGCCUGCCAGACCUGCCCUCCAUUCACACCUUCCUGCCCCAGAUUGAGGCAGCCCUGGCAGAAAGCUCCCGCCUGAAGCAGCAGCUGACCAUCCUGCAGCUGAAGAAAGAUCUGUUGAGCUGCAUAUUUGGCCAGGAGAGAGCCACGGCCCUCCUGGACCAGGUGGCGAGUUCCGUGAGGGACAGAGACCUGCUACACAACAGCCUUCUGCAGAGGAAAAGCAAACUGCAGAGCUUGCUUGCUCAGCACAAAGAUUUCGGGGCUGCUUUUGAGCCCCUGCAGAGGAAGCUCUCAGACCUCCAAGUCAGGGUCCAAGCCGAGAAUGGACUUCAGCCGGACCUUCCUGGGAAACAGGCCCAGCUUUCAAGGUUGCAGGGGCUGCAGGAAGAGGGGUUGGACCUGGGGGUGCAGAUGGAGGCCGUGAGGCUGCUCGUCCAGGGGAACCCCAACCACCAGCAUAAAAUGGACCAGCUUUCUGCCGAGUACCAGGCGUUACAGAGAUCUCUGGAGGACCUCAUGGACCAGUGCCAGCGAAGCGUGCGGGAACAUUGCACCUUCAGCCAUGAGCUGCUGGAACUGCAACAGUGGAUCGCCAGGGUCACUCAGAACCUGGAGUCAUACCAGAGGGACACAGGCCCAUGGGAUGCCCAGUCCCGAGAGGCCGAAAUAGAGAGGCUACUGGCUGAAUUCCCGGAGAAGGAGGCCCAACUGCUCCUGAUCAAAGCACACGGCCGGUUGGUGAUGGAGAAGUCCUCUCUGGAAGGAGCUGCUGUGGUCCAGGAGGAGCUGAGCGAGCUGGCGGAGUCGUGGCGGGCCCUGCGGCUGCUGGAGGAAAGCCUGCUGAGUCUCAUCAGAAACCGGCAGCUGCAGGGGACGGAAGUGGAUUCAGGGAAGAGAAUGAUUUUCACCAACAACAUCCCAAAGUCUGGGUUUCUCAUCAGUGCCACGGAUUCUGUAUCCAGGCAUCACCGCAGGGCAAUUCUGCCCCAGGAAGCAGAAGGCAGCCAUGACGAUUUCUCCCAGCUCCUGAGGGACUUUGAGCAGUGGCUGCAGGUGGAAAAUUCUAAGCUGGUUAGAGUCAUCGCAAUGAGAACUGCCACAGCCCAGGACUUCAGGACCAGAGAAACGAAGCUGCAGGAGCUGGAGGCUCGGGUACCAGAAGGUCAGCAUCUCUUCGAGAACCUCCUUCAUCUUAAGCCAGCAAGUGGGACCUUGGAUGAGAUGGAAGAUUUGCGCUACCGGUGGAUGCUAUACAAGUCCAAACUCAAGGACUCCAGCCAGCUGCUGACACAGAAUUCUCCAGGGGAGCCGAAUGGAUUCCAAAAGACUCAGCGGUGGCGGCGAGGGCCUCGCUCCCUUUUCCAGAAGGUGUGCUGCGCGGCGCUCCCCCUGCAGCUGCUGCUGCUGCUCUUCCUGCUGCUGCUCUUCCUGCUCCCCGUGGGGGAAGAAGAUCGCAGCUGCACCCUGGCCAACAACUUCGCCCGCUCCUUCAUGCUCAUGCUCCGCUACGAUGGCCCCCCGCCCACCUAGCCCACCGAGUCUCACAGGUGACUUUCUUCUCCAACCUUCCAUCAGCCCCGGGCUCCUCCUGAGGACUCCCGGGAAACGGGAAACAGGGAUUGGCUGGAUGGCAGAGCUGCACCAGUAUAAAUACUGUAUCAAUGUUCCCAGCACAAAACUACUUUUUAUACGGUGUUGUCUUCGUCUAUUUAUACUAAAUGUGUACUAUGUGUGACCAGGGAAUAAUGUAUAGAAUUUUUAUGUGCUCUGUAUGAAAAUGCUCAGUGUGUAUAGAAAGUUUGACAUAUGGCGUCUAUUUGUAGUUGGGGAUUUUUGUGGCCUUGGUCUGCAGUCAGCCCUGGAAAGCAGGAACAGUAACAUGGCACUUGUAGGGCAACCUCUUCUCCAGAGGCCAACACCCAGCCCAGAUAUUAGGGAAAAGGCCUUUGAGUUGUCAACACAGAAAAGCACCCCAGAUCCUCAUUCAGUGUCUAGUGACUCUUGUUUUAGGCACAGUGGGAACAAACAUGCUUGUCUAGUUUUUACAACAACAGCAGAUUAGAUGCCAUGGGUUAGAAGCAGAAAUGGUGAUGAUCAAAGGCAGGCCCAGUGACAGCAAUGAGAAGUGACAAGUGAUAGUGACAUCAAGGGAAGGAAAGAACCACAAAGAGCAGGCCCGGAAAGAACUAAAAAGGACAGCAGAAUGGGGGUGCCGUGUGCAGGAGCCCCCGAUGGCACAAACCAAUGAGGAGUGACCAUGGCUGUGCCCUGAGUCCUCAGGAAGUGGUUAGACUGAGUCCCGUGCGUUCUGCUCGGGGAGAAAGCAGGAGAGAGACUUUAGUGCGAAGGUGUCCGUGCAGAAUGGCGAGCACACUCUGUGGGCAGCACCCACCUGACAGUGGCGGAGAAGACACGUCACCUCUGUCACUCUUGGGCUGAGUUUGUCAUCUCCAACUCAAGGUGAAGGGACAGAUGGGGAGCACCUGCCACACCGAGGACAGGGGGGGGGGGA
This is a messenger RNA of Rhinolophus ferrumequinum (greater horseshoe bat), 4320 nucleotides long. RefSeq names its product spectrin repeat containing nuclear envelope family member 3 (gene SYNE3). The record is from RefSeq and is a predicted model, not a curated record. The coding region runs from base 408 to 3338 and encodes 976 amino acids. The transcript is spliced from 18 exons. NCBI's taxonomy places the organism in Eukaryota, Metazoa, Chordata, Mammalia, Chiroptera, Rhinolophidae. Gene Ontology annotation, cellular component: cytoplasm; nuclear outer membrane; meiotic nuclear membrane microtubule tethering complex. Gene Ontology annotation, biological process: nuclear migration. Gene Ontology annotation, molecular function: actin filament binding.